Molecule: messenger RNA, 675 nt
Organism: Alternaria metachromatica
Lineage: Eukaryota; Fungi; Ascomycota; Dothideomycetes; Pleosporales; Pleosporaceae
Exons: 2
Coding region: 1-675 (224 amino acids)
Source: RefSeq, a predicted model, not a curated record
AUGUACUACAAUGCUCUGUUUUAUGGACUGCAGCUGACUGACGGCCCGGGAGGAGAUCUUACGACGAAGGCAUACAUGAAGAUGCUCGAGAGCGUACCUGCUUGGCUCGCAUCUCCAGGUGAUACGAAUAUGGACGUACAUAUUGCAGCCCUCUCAGCAUGGACGGCCAUGACUACUCACGACUACCAACUGGCAUGGAAGUUCCACUGCAAGUCAUGCCAACACAUUAAGUCGAUCGGAAUAGAUCGGCUAGACACGGUUCCGGCAAAGUCCUUCGAAGAGGAAACCGAGAGAGAUGUUGGUCGCUACACGUACUGGUACGUUGUCUCCAUCGACACGUUCUUCCGUUUGUUCUAUGGGAAGCCCACUGUUCUGCGAUGGUCGCCAAACAAGGUCCGCCCGCCCCUACUCUUUCGUCCCGACAACAUGCAUCCUUCGGCGCUCCAUGUUACCAUCAGUGUCGUGUGGGUGCGAUAUACCCUGUUGACCGUAGAGGCGAUCGGUUACAUUGACGAAAACCCGCCACACGAUCGCAACAGCUGUGUCCAAAAGGCUGACGAAGCUUGUUCGCAAAUGGAAGACCUCAUCAGCGAAUGGAGAUUGGAGGAGGUGAUGAACGGCAAAGAGACUACAGAUGAUGUUCGCUGUCUUCUUGCAGAUCACAUCAGUAGGUAA